Molecule: messenger RNA, 1083 nt
Organism: Penicillium olsonii
Lineage: Eukaryota; Fungi; Ascomycota; Eurotiomycetes; Eurotiales; Aspergillaceae
Source: the annotation of a GenBank genome assembly
AUGUCCAAGACCUACAACAUCGCCUCCAUCCCCGCCGAUGGAAUUGGCCCAGAGGUCAUCGAGGCUGGUAUCACAGCUCUCAACGCCUUGACUGAUACCCUCAAGACCUUCAAGCUCGAGUUCAAGAACUAUGACUGGAGCUCAGAGACCUAUAAGAAGACCGGCAAAUACAUCCCCGACGGCGGCCUUGAGGAACUCAAGAAGCACGAUGCCAUUUUCUUCGGUGCUGUCGGCGCCCCUGACGUCCCCGACCACAUCUCCCUGUGGGGUCUCCGUCUGGCCAUCUGCCAGCCUUUCCAGCAAUACGCCAACGUGCGUCCCACCCGCGUCUUCCGCGGAACUGAGUCUCCUCUGCGCAAGUGUGGCCCCAACGACCUUGACUGGGUCAUUAUUCGCGAGAACAGCGAAGGCGAGUACGCCGGACAAGGCGGUCGCUCUCACGCCGGAAAGCCAUGGGAAGUCGCGACAGAGGUCUCGAUCUUCUCCCGCCACGGUGUCGAGCGCAUCAUGCGCUUUGCUUUCGAGACUGCGCAGAAGCGUCCGCGCAAGCUUUUGACUGUCGUUACCAAGAGCAAUGCCCAGCGUAACGGUAUGGUUCUUUGGGACGAGGUUGCCAAGGCUGUUGCUGUGGAUUUCCCCGAUGUCACUGUUGAUAAGAUGCUUGUUGAUGCCAUGACUACUCGUAUGGUCUUGAAACCCGAGUCUUUGGAUACUAUUGUUGCCACGAACUUGCACGCUGACAUUCUGUCCGAUCUGGCUGCUUCUUUGGCUGGCUCUAUUGGUAUUGCUCCUACCUCCAACCUUGACCCCACUCGUCAGUACCCCAGUAUGUUCGAGCCUAUUCACGGAUCUGCCUUUGAUAUCACUGGUAUGGGUAUCUCCAACCCUGUGGCCACCUUCUGGACUGCUGCGGAGAUGCUUGCCUGGCUCGGCGAGGAGGAGGCUGCUAAGCAGCUCAUCGAUUGUGUUGAGAAUGUUUGCGAGCAGGGCGUGCUCACCCGUGACUUGGGUGGUAAUGCUACUACCAAGCAGGUUACCGAUGCUGUUGUGGCUGAGAUCAAGAAGCUUGCUGGCAGCAAGUAA